GUUUACUUCCGGUUUUGAAGACGAUUAGCUGCGUCUUGCGUCUCCCAUUGUUUUGGAAUAAGGUUGUGGUGCUAAUGAAGAAACAGCCUGGGUUAGAGAUAUAAUGAGUGAAUGACGUACAGAUACUUUAUCAUACUUUACUAUCCGGAGUUGUUAAAUUUUCCACAUAUAUAGAGACAUAUUUAAAGAUUCAUAAGAUGGAUUCAAAGCAGUAAUAUGGGAAACCAGUUGACAGGAAUAGCUCCCUCUCAGAUUCAACCAGUGGACCAAUAUCUGACAGACAUCCAGGAUUAUCAGUAUGAAAACAGUUUGGGGAGUACACGAUUCUUUAAAGUUGCCAGGGCUCGGACAAAAGAAGGAUUGGCUGUCGUGAAAGUCUUUGUAAUUCACGAUCCUUCUCUGCCACUGGCUUCUCACAGGAACAAGUUAGAGGAUAUUCACAUCAGACUCCAGGGCAGCACCUCUAAUUGUCUACCAUUCCAGAGGGCCAUACAAUCUGACAAAGCAGCCUUGAUUUUCCGGCAGUAUGUUAAGGACAGUUUGUAUGACAGAAUCAGCACACGUCCAUUCCUGAACAAAAUUGAGAAAAAAUGGCUAGCUUUCCAGCUAUUGUGUGCCCUGAAUCAGUGUCAUAAAAUCAAAGUUUGUCAUGGUGACAUAAAGGCAGAAAACGUGAUGAUCAGCAGUUGGAAUUGGCUUCUCCUUACUGACUUCGCCAGCUUCAAACCAACGUAUCUACCAGAGGAUAAUCCUUCAGAUUUCUCCUACUUUUUUGACACAUCACGAAGAAGAUGCUGUUACAUAGCACCUGAAAGAUUUGUAGAGAGUGGAUUGAAGAACCAAGAAGGUCAAGGCCAGACUAUUGAUUUGACUUCAGGUGAUGAGGUCAAAGCAGGUGACCUUACUCCACCAAUGGAUAUAUUUUCUGCAGGGUGUGUGAUUUGUGAGUUAUUUUCCAGGUGUGUGAUUUGUGAGUUAUUCACGGAGGGCACUCCACCGUUCGAUUUCUCCCAGUUACUAGCCUACAGAAAUGGAGAGUAUAGUCCCUGGAAAGUCCUAGAAAAAAUUGACGACAAUUACAUCAGAGAUUUGGUUCGUCACAUGAUUAAAAAGGACCCCUCCCACCGUCUCUCAGCAGAGGAGUAUAUGAUUCAGCAGAGGGGCAAGGCCUUCCCAGAGUACUUCUACACAUUUCUCAAGAUCUACCUCCAGCAGUUUGUUUCCACCCCAGUCAUUCCUCCCGAUGACAGAAUUAGCAAGAUUAAAAGGGAUUUCCCGAGGAUUAUAAAGAGUCUUUGUCCUCAGGAAGAAAGGUCUGAAGAGAAUGUCGGUCUGGUCCUCAUCAUCUCACUUCUGGGAUCCAGUGCCAGGAAACUUCAUUUUUGUAACAGUAAGCUGACCGCUUUGCAGCUCUUACUGGAAACCUCAAAGUUUGUAACAACAGACAUCAUACUGGAUAGAAUUAUUCCAUACAUGCUGAGUUUUGCCAAUGACCAGUUUCCACGAGUGAGAGCUGAGGUGAUUCGAGUGGUCACACAGUGUCUGGUGGACAUAGACUCCAUUCCGAGGAGUGAUGCCAAUGUAUUCCCAGAGUAUAUUUUUCCAAACAUAACUCACUUAACACAGGACCCUGUAGUGAUGGUCAGGGCUGCUUAUGCUGAGAACAUUGCCAAGCUGGCAGAAACAGCUCUCAGAGUUUUGGAGAUGACCCAGAGAAUUGACCUAGAAGAGAAUGAAGAGGAAGAGGCUGUAGAUGGUCUUUUGUAUCAGGCCAAUUAUGACAUAGAGCUCCUCUCCCUACAAGAAACAAUCCAACAGAAGGUCGUGACCCUGCUGAGUGACCCUGACAAUAGUGUCAAACAGACUUUACUAGAGAACGGAAUUACAAAGCUGUGUGUGUUUUUUGGCCGUCAGAAAGCCAAUGAUGUUCUUUUGUCUCACAUGAUUACUUUCCUCAAUGACAAGACUGACUGGCAUUUACGUGGCUCAUUCUUUGACAACAUAGUGGGUGUUGCAGCCUACGUUGGCUGGCAGAGCUGUUCAAUACUGAAGCCUCUCCUGGAUCAGGGCCUGAGUGACUCAGAGGAGUUUGUGAUCCACAAAACAUUGGGAGUUCUACAGGCUCUUACAGAAUUAGGUCUGAUACAGAAAGCUAUGCUGCAAGAGUUUUUGCAUGAAGUUGUCCCAUUUCUAGCACACCCUGGGAUCUGGAUUCGUCAAGGGGCCGUAGGAUUUAUUUCGGCCUUGACCAGAACCUUCAAUAUUGCAGACAUUCACUGUAAAGUCUUGCCUGCUUUACAGCCCUGUCUCAAGAAACCCAUUCUACAGGUGGACAAAGAGAUUUUUCUGCUGAAUGCCCUGCAGAGCCCUAUUCCCCGCUCUGUCUUUGACUACAUACUAAGGGUCAACCAGCCAGACAGAUUGUUCGACAUUCUGAGGGAAAGGCAGUACAUGAGAUCCAUCAGCAGGCAGGGCCACCGCACUAACUACCCAGAGCUAGACGAAUCCAUGUCACAGGUGUUUAAAAAGCUGACUUCCUUUGGAAUGGAUGAAUCACAUGAGGAUAAAAUUCUUGCCAUGAAAGAUUAUGUGAUGAAAUUACACCGAUCCAGAGCAGGGUCUGUGGAUACCAAAGAGGAAAUGAGGGAUUCCCUGGGUGUGUUCUGCAUCGUGGGCCCUGGCAAAGCUAUAACAAGGAGACAUGCUGAACUGAUAAAACAAAAAGAUCUAAAACAACAGGGGGUGGAUUUAACUGUUUCUAGUCGUUCUUCGAAAAAGAGUCUGCCUAAAGACCAAUCUAUCAACAUGAACUCAGAAUGGAAGAGCAUGUUUGGUUCAAAUGAAUCAGAUUCUUCAACAAACAGUAUGUCUCCAAAAGUGAAGACUCUUCAGAAAACUGCAGAGACUCUAGAGAGGAAGUUAAACACUUCCCAGACUCUGAGUCAGUCCUCCUCAUCAUCUGGAAGCUUUGUAACCAUGUCACAGAGUCAGAUGUCAGUGGAGGGGUCAGCUAGGUCUGUAGCAGAGAAAGGCUUGGAGAAAAACCCUACAACAAGGUACAAUAAUUGUAAGAUAGCCCUGAGAAACAUUGUUCAUAAGAAGCGAGAGCUAUACUCAGCUGAGUCUAAAGACUUGCUAGAGAUAGCUUGGGAGAGGAGACCCCCACCCAGUAACUGGAAACCUAAGGGGCUGCUGGUGGCCCAUCUACAGGAACACAGAGGUGCAAUCAACAGGAUACAAGUGUCCUCAGACCAUGCAUAUUUUGCCUCGGCUUCGAAUGAUGGCACAGUUAAGUUAUGGGAGUCGGAGAAAUUGGAGGGGAAUAGCGUGGCUAACCGCUCUAAACAAACCCUCAAAGAGACCUCUGUACCAGGAGAAAAAGUGAAAGGUUUGGUGUUCUGUGAAGCUGCUGGUCCAUCUUUGUCUCUUGCCACAUUCACUGACCUGGGGGCGAUCCACAUCUUCAAGGUAGAGACAGGGAAGGCUACAUGGUACAAGAACCUGAAUGUGGACAAAGUCGACUAUGGGAACAUUGUAGACAUCAACUUCUUUGAUACAGGUGCUCAGUCAGUGUUGUCCUAUGCCACUGUGAAUGGAUAUUUAGUAGGGCAUGAUCUCCGUUCCAACAAGGAAAUCUGGAAGCUCCGGAACGACCCAAAAUCAGGUUUGAUUACGUCGUUUGCUGUUCACCAUUCUCAGUGCUGGUUAGCAGUGGGUACCAGUAGUGGCACGCAUGUCUGUUGGGACAUGAGAUUUCAACUACCCAUCAACUCCAUAGUCCACCCCACUGGUGCUCGAGUGAGACGAUUGAUCAUGCACCCCCAGGAGCAGUCUUGGUUAAUCUCGGCCACCCAGGGAAACAAUGAAGUGUCGAUAUGGGAUGUAGAAACAGGGGCCAGACAAAAAGCUCUGUGGGCAAGUCCUACCCCCACUCUCAGUCUCAAUCAGGCCAGCCACCAUUCUGUAUAUGGGUUACACAUUGCUGUGACAGACACCAACGUCUUUAUGCUUACUGGUGGGUCUGAUAUGAGAGCGAGGUUCUGGGACAUCUCCUACCCCGCCAACUCCUUUAUCCUGGCUGGGGCCGCCAGUGACCCUGUCCAACAGACUGGGGUUAACUACAGAGCCAAAAUUGUGGAUGGAGUGGAAGUGAUUCAGGAAUUCUACACAAAGAAGCAAGUAACUAAUGAUGACACCCCACGUCGGGGCCCAGAGGCCCCACCCCAAGGUCAUCGGAACAUCAUAAGUGAUAUCAACCUAUGUCAGACAUCACAGUGCCUGGUAAUCACUGGCUCCAGGGAUGGCGUCAUCAAAGUGUGGAAAUAGUGAACAACAUUAAAUCUGUGAUUCUGUGUCAGUGAUGUACGUGUGGUAUACCUGUCAAUGAACAACGGAGACUAAAUAAAGAGGAGUAAUAGCGUAUUUUCUGUAAUCACCUGAUGAUUACAAUGGAUAUUACAUAUGUGGACAUUGUUAGUAAUACUGACAAAACUGUGCAAUAUUUGUUUAAUAGAUAAAAAAAAAAUUCAACAUUU
Messenger RNA from Ostrea edulis (European flat oyster), 4535 nucleotides. RefSeq names its product phosphoinositide 3-kinase regulatory subunit 4-like. Gene Ontology annotation, cellular component: phosphatidylinositol 3-kinase complex, class III, type I; nucleus-vacuole junction; late endosome. The transcript has 35 exons. Gene Ontology annotation, molecular function: protein serine/threonine kinase activity; protein binding; ATP binding. Bases 217 to 4326 code for a protein of 1369 amino acids. NCBI's taxonomy places the organism in Eukaryota, Metazoa, Mollusca, Bivalvia, Ostreida, Ostreidae. Gene Ontology annotation, biological process: macroautophagy; protein phosphorylation; protein targeting to vacuole. The record is from RefSeq and is a predicted model, not a curated record.